GGGUCUUCUUCAAUUGUUUUGUUUGAUCCAAUGGAAUAAAAGAAGGGUUCUUCAGAGGAUUCCACCUAAUCCCAAAAAAAAAGGAAAAGAAAAAUGGAAGCAUCCUCUGAGUACUCUUCAUCUCAAGGUCCUCCAGCACCAACAUCAGGUUCAUCACCAAAAAGCUCUUCGCCGUCGCCGUCGCCGUCGAAAUCGUCUUCUCCACCUUCGCCUUCGACAUCGCAUUCGCCGGCGUCACCGUCUCGGUCGGUAGCUUCUCAAAAGAACGAUGAUAAUUAUCAAUCCCCUCCGUCUGGUAAAAGUAGCAGCGGCAACGGCCACAACCACCGUUCUCCUCCACCUCGUAAAAAGGGUAGUAAUCAUCAUAAUGGAUCACCACAUCCCAAAAGUUCAUCAAAUAAGGACGAUGUGGAUGGGAAAUUUAUUAUAAUAGGAGCAGCUGCAGGUGCUGGAUUAUUGCUUUUUGUUGUUGUUAUUUUCUUUGUAGUUAAAUGUGGACGUCCAAAGAAGAAGAAACAAAAUCCACAAUUCCAACCACAAGGUAGCGGUGAUCCACACUACUAUAACACAAAUGGGGGAGUACCACCACCAAAUGGCUAUGGUGGCGGCAAUGGAUGGAGUUCAUCAUCCCCAAUGCCACCACCAAGUGGUGGCAAUGGAUGGAGUUCAUCAUCCCCAAUGCCACCAGGACCAAUUUAUAGUGGUUCAGGAAGACAAUUUUAUAGUGGUUCAGGACCAAUUUAUAGUGGUGAAGCAACAAGCAACAAUUUCUCAAGUCCAUACCAUCAACAAAUGCCACCACCAACCCCAAACUUUUCUAUUGGGUUCAACAAAAACAGCUUCACUUACGAAGAGCUUUCGGUUGCUACAAAUGGAUUUUCUCAAGCGAAUAUGAUCGGUCAAGGUGGUUUUGGAUACGUUUUCAAAGGUGUAUUACCAAAUGAAAAAGAAGUUGCAAUAAAGUGCAUGAAAGCUGGUAGUGGUCAAGGAGAUAGAGAAUUCCAAGCUGAAGUUGAAAUAGUUAGUCGAGUCCAUCAUCGUCACCUCGUGUCACUGGUCGGGUUUUGUGUCGCCGGCGAUCAACGAAUGUUGGUCUAUGAUUUUGUUCCGAACAAAACAUUGGAACAUCAUCUCCAUGGAAAAGGUGUUCCAGUCAUGGAUUUUACUUGUAGACUUCGUAUUGCAUUAGGUGCUGCUAAAGGACUUGCUUAUCUCCAUGAAGACUGCCAUCCUCGCAUUAUUCAUCGUGAUAUCAAAGGUGCCAAUAUUCUUAUCGAUAACAACUUUGAAGCUAUGGUGGCUGAUUUUGGGUUGGUUAGACUCACUGCUGAAAACCACACACAUGUUUCAACUCGUGUAAUGGGAACAUUUGGGUACUUGGCUCCCGAGUAUGCUUCAACUGGCAAGUUAACAGAGAAAUCAGAUGUUUUCUCAUUCGGGAUUAUGCUCUUAGAACUCAUAACUGGAAAACCACCUGUUGAUCUUUCUAAUAAAAUGGAAGACACCUUGGUGGAUUGGGCUCGACCACUUUUGGAUCGAGCACUUGCGACUGGUAACCAUGAUGAGCUCAUUGAUCCACGUUUGGAGGGUAACUACGACCAUGGUGAGAUGCAACGCAUGGUGGCAUGUGCUUCAGCUAGUAUCAGACACUCAGCCAAAAGGCGCCCAAAAAUGAGUCAGAUUGUACGUGCAUUGCAAGGAGAUGCGGCCUUAGAUGACUUGAAUGUAUGGGUAAAGCCAACCGAUAGCAACAUCAGUUCCUUAGGUUUACCAACCCAGGGAUUUUCGAGCAGUGAAUACAACUCAUCUGGUGACAUGCAGAAUCAACGUCGUUCUUAAACAUGUUGGAGCAAAAACAAAACCCCAAAGAAGAAAAACAAAACAUUGGACAACAAAACGAUUUUUUUUACAUCAAUGUAUUUUGGUUUUUUAUCAAAAUUAUUUCCAAGACAUUUUGUUGCUUUGGAUCAUUGUUAAUUUAAGGUGGUUUUUUUUUACCUAUUGUAUCAUGCUUUCUUUUAUUUAUGCAUAGAGUGGGUAAGGGGUGAAACCACAAAAUUACUUUAGUGAAGGCAAUAAUGAAUAAUAAAUUUUCAAGGGAUCAAAGUAUAA
Molecule: messenger RNA, 2112 nt
Organism: Gossypium raimondii (Peruvian cotton)
Lineage: Eukaryota; Viridiplantae; Streptophyta; Magnoliopsida; Malvales; Malvaceae
Product: proline-rich receptor-like protein kinase PERK4
Exons: 8
Coding region: 94-1839 (581 amino acids)
Biological process (GO): protein phosphorylation
Molecular function (GO): protein kinase activity; ATP binding
Source: RefSeq, a predicted model, not a curated record